This is a messenger RNA of Hyaena hyaena (striped hyena), 3085 nucleotides long. It is a transcript of the gene CARNMT1, whose product is annotated as carnosine N-methyltransferase 1. The transcript is spliced from 8 exons. NCBI's taxonomy places the organism in Eukaryota, Metazoa, Chordata, Mammalia, Carnivora, Hyaenidae. Gene Ontology annotation, molecular function: S-adenosylmethionine-dependent methyltransferase activity. The record is from RefSeq and is a predicted model, not a curated record. The coding region runs from base 529 to 1554 and encodes 341 amino acids.
GAGGUGCCCGCCGGUUGCGGCGGAGCCGCCGGAACGGGGGCGCCCGCCGCGCUCGCCCUCGGCCGCCACGCCUCCGGGGCCCCCGGACCGGGCCGCCAGAUGUGACCUCCGGGCCCCCGAGUCACCUCGUACCACCUUAGCCCCUCCCGGCCCUGCACAGCCGCGUGUCUGCCGCGCCGUCCGCUUGCUGCUCAGCCUCGUGUCUUCCAGCCUCGGGAUCAGAUUAGCUCUCUUGCCUUCCAUCCCUCGUUAAAGGUUUGGCUUUGAGGCCGGUGGGGGUGACCGGAAAAGUGCUGUUAACAAUUGCAGAUAGAAGAUGAUGGUGGUAAAAUCGUCCAGUGCUGGGCAUGAUCUGUAUGUGUUGUCGAUGUCCUCCAAACUGAACACACGGAGAACCCAAGUUCACCUACACGUGGGAUGCCGUAGGACGAAUUUUCCCAAACUGUUGGCCAGUUCUCGUGAGAGCUGCGUUAAGAUUUCCAUCCCAGUCCCCCUGGCGCUUUGAACGUACAGGCACAUUAGUGGUGAAUGAUGGCGCUCAAGGUCUUUAACUGCACCAGUAUGCAUGAGCGAGUGAACCGAACAGAAAGACAAUUUCGAUCACUUCCAGAUAACCAACAGAAACUACUUCCUCAGUUUCUUCUUCACUUGGACAAGAUUCGGAAAUGCAUUGAUCAUAAUCAAGAAAUACUACUGACCAUUGUGAAUGAUUGCAUACAUAUGUUUGAAAAUAAAGAAUAUGGAGAAGAUGGGAAUGGAAAGAUUAUGCCAGCGUCUACGUUUGACAUGGAUAAAUUAAAAUCCACACUGAAACAGUUUGUGAGAGACUGGAGUGAAACUGGGAAAGCAGAAAGGGAAGCCUGCUACCAGCCAAUCAUUAAAGAAAUUUUAAAAAAUUUUCCAAAAGAGAGAUGGGAUCCUUCUAAAGUAAAUAUUCUGGUACCUGGUGCUGGACUAGGAAGACUGGCCUGGGAAAUAGCUAUGCUAGGUUAUGCUUGUCAAGGAAAUGAAUGGAGUUUUUUUAUGCUCUUUUCUUCCAACUUUGUACUCAACAGAUGUUCUGAAAUUAAUAAAUACAAGCUUUAUCCUUGGAUUCAUCAGUUUAGCAAUAACCGGAGGUCAGCAGAUCAGAUUCGACCCAUCUUUUUCCCUGAUGUUGAUCCCCACAGUCUUCCCCCUGGUUCCAACUUUUCGAUGACAGCCGGAGAUUUUCAGGAGAUAUACUCAGAAUGCAAUACCUGGGACUGCAUUGCUACCUGUUUCUUCAUAGACACAGCUCACAAUGUAAUUGAUUACAUUGACACAAUAUGGAAAAUACUCAAGCCAGGUGGAAUUUGGAUCAAUCUAGGUCCUCUGCUGUACCACUUUGAAAAUUUGGCAAAUGAACUUUCCAUAGAAUUGAGCUAUGAAGAUAUAAAAAACGUUGUUCUACAAUAUGGAUUCCAGGUGGAGGUGGAAAAAGAAUCUGUCUUGUCAACAUAUACUGUGAAUGAUCUCUCCAUGAUGAAAUACUACUAUGAAUGUGUCUUGUUUGUGGUCCGUAAACCACAGUAACGUUCUCAAGUGGUAUCGGCAGGAAAAAAAGCUUAAUAAGAGCAAAUGCUGAAAUAAACAACUCGAAAUCAACUAUCCCAAUGACAGGACACAACCUCAAAUCAGUGGUGCCUUCUUAUUCCUAACAAAAUUUAGAAAUAGCAUCUAUUUUCUUAAUACGUCUAUCGCUUUUUCAGAAAUAUACUAUGCUGUGCAUAUUUGUACUACAAAAGUAAAAAAGGAGGAAAUGUCUUCAAGUAUACUUUUUCCUUGAAGCCCAGAAUUGUCUUUCAGUAGAAAAAACUCUAUCUCCAGUGGUCUUCAUGAAGCUUUCUAUUGCCAAGUCCACCAUGUUCAUGACUACUAGUAUUGAAGUCCCCCCAAAUCUUUCUGUUCUGUGUGCACUGCACAGGUUAUUUUUAGAAGAGUCUGAGGAUCCUCUGCCACAUUCAGCACCUGGAAUUGGGACUUUUGUUCACUUUGGACCUAAGCAGUCCCUACAUAAAAUGUGUACCCUUUUAUCAUUCAGAUUAUUUUUUUGCUAGCUCAGCUGAAUUGAGAGAAGCAACAAACGUUUUGUUUUUAUGAAACGUUAAAUUUAAUAAGAUCACAGGCUGGUAAAAUGCAUUCAGGUAACUGAGAAAUGGAUCUUUUGGGCACACUAAACUGAACGUUAUUUGAAAGCAUACUUAUCAUGAAUCACUCUGAAAUGUAGAAGAUCUCAGCACUCUUAAGCGAGGCACAAAAGCCUUUAUUAAAGGUACUGCUAGGAAAAUGGGGAAAUAAGAAUAAAAUCUGCCCGUUUGAAAUGUACGAUUUUAAACUAGAAGUGAAUACAGUCUGUCAGUGAGAUGUUUACAAUAAUGUCUUUUCUUUAAAUUACCUGGAUUACAAAAGCAAGCACUUUUUUUUUGUUAAAAAAUUAGAUACUAGUAAAACUGUCAUGAUGGUAUUACCGUGGGAAAUUUUGAAUAUAAAAUUCAGGGAUAAAUUACUGCCCGUGGUCUGUGUCUUCAGUAUUGUAAGCAGCAGCUGUUAAUGUAAUUUCAGAUUAACACCAAUUUUGUUCCCUGAUAGCUGGAGUUAAAAGAACUGCUUAAAAGAUAUGCUGCUUUAAAUCUCUACCUCUAGCAGAAUCUUUAUUGGAGAGAGUUUUCCUUUGUAUUUUUUUAUGUUUAUUGUUUUGUUUCCAGUAGCUUGGAAAGCAGAAAUGACUAAUGUUUUAACCUUUUCUUGGGGAAAGGAAGUACUCUUGAAUACUUUCACAGGUGGUUAUGAUGGCAUUAAAUAACCUCCGUGGCAAUUUGAAUUAGAUAGAUUUAAUCUCAAUAAUGUGCUGUUGGAUUCAUGUCAUGUUUUAAUCGGAAAACCUUGUGAAUCUUUAUAGACUUUUUUUGUUAGUGGGGCUGGGAGAGUCUACACAGUCUGGUGUCAUAACUGGUAUGAGCUGAUCUGGGUGCAGUAAGGGGGCUCUUGUGGAAAGGGCUCCAGGAAGGCUAUGUGACUUGCUAAAUUAUAGAAGCCUGUAGCCUGUUGUGUUUAAAAAACACAA